Suillus bovinus is the source of this 1464-nucleotide messenger RNA. Its product is annotated as Gti1/Pac2 family-domain-containing protein. Bases 1 to 1464 code for a protein of 487 amino acids. Lineage: Eukaryota; Fungi; Basidiomycota; Agaricomycetes; Boletales; Suillaceae. The record is from RefSeq and is a predicted model, not a curated record. The transcript has 4 exons. Gene Ontology annotation, molecular function: DNA binding.
AUGUCUGCAAAUCAGCAGAUCUCUCCAACGCCCAAUCCUACUCCUACAAAUCAACCUUCUUCAAGUUCAGCUUGGACAGAGCCUCCUUGGUCAGGUUGGAUAGAGACUACUGGCGAUGCCUUACUCAUACUCGAAGCCGCCCGUCGUGGUUUAAUACCAAGAGUAACUAGGCGUCUAGUCGAUGCAGAGCGCAAGAUGAUAACCUCUGGCUCAGUCUUUGUCUUCGACGAGGACGAAAGCGGUAUUAAGCGCUGGACCGACGGUUUCUUCUGGAGUCCAAGUCGUAUAUUAGGAAACUUUCUUCUUUAUCGUCAUCGAGGCGUUCGCUCAGACCCUGCCGAAAUGAACGAACAUUCUCAAUACAACGUUGAUGGCGUUCGCCUCGAAGGUCAAACUUUGAGUCGUCCCAAAGGCGAGUCCAGCUCACUGGGCAUCGACAAACACAGGGAACGUGUUCUAGUCGGCAGUCUCACCAAUAGCUACAAAUUCAAAUCUGACGGCCUCAUGAAGAAGACCUUUUCGUUGACAAUCGGUGGUGUAUCACAGCAUCUCAUCUCUUACUACAAAGUCGAAGAUGUAGAGCAAGGACGGUUACGCUCCCCUUCAUCACUUCCUGAACUGGCAUCUCUGGACAUUAGUCCAGAAUACCUCGACAAAACUCACUUUCGCAACCCUCCUAAAGUGGAGAUUGGUGUAGAUGGUGUCCCUCGUUACCGUGGAGAGGCAGAUGAUAUUGAAUCUACCCCUUCUAUGAUUACUGCUCCCCUCUCGUCCGGGCUUCCUCUUCUUACCGACGGUCGCAUCACCGACGGGAAACGAGGAGGGCGCUACACCCCUUACGCUGCCGGCAGUAGCAAACGUUCACGUAAAUCCAAGAGUUCUCAGCCAGAGUCCACAUCUCCGACGGACCAACACGCACCCCCUCUGCCAUCCCCCUCCACUCCUACUACAUCACAAGCUCCGCCACCCCCUACAUACCCUGACCAAGCAGUCUCCAGUCUUCCUACCCAGCCUCACUAUUCUGCCUACCCAACCCCUUCUUACUACGGCGUUCCAGGGUAUUCCACUUCCCAUUCUACUUCCCAUUCCACUACCCAUCCUCCUGUGUACUCGAGUUCGUCGUACCCCACACCGUCCCCGACAACUCCUCACCAGCCACCUCCAGCUCCAUCUCAGCCGUACCCAUACCCUGGGUACGCCGGCGGAUCGGCUAACGCUGAAACACAACAGACCUUAAUUCCUCACCAUCCACCUGCUUCGUACUACCCACCGCCGGCCUCACAACCUCCAUAUGGUAGCUACCCCCCAAGCAACACGUGGCCGGCACCAACGUACGCUGGCUACUCUUCCUCGUCAUCUGGCUCCUCCAGCGCACCCCCGCUUUCUGCCAGUAUAACUGAGCUACCCGACAAACCCUCGGAGGGCCGCGCGGCACCGGAGGCCGGCUCCAAUAGCCCUGCAUGA